This is a messenger RNA of Rhizopus microsporus ATCC 52813, 1412 nucleotides long. RefSeq lists its product as uncharacterized. The record is from RefSeq and is a predicted model, not a curated record. Gene Ontology annotation, biological process: amino acid transmembrane transport. Bases 200 to 1381 code for a protein of 393 amino acids. NCBI's taxonomy places the organism in Eukaryota, Fungi, Mucoromycota, Mucoromycetes, Mucorales, Rhizopodaceae. Gene Ontology annotation, cellular component: vacuolar membrane. Gene Ontology annotation, molecular function: amino acid transmembrane transporter activity. The transcript is spliced from 4 exons.
UCGUAUUGUCUGACGGUGGUUUAGUAUGUAACACUGAACUAUGUACCUUAACAUGAACAAUUAAAACCUUAAAUAAUAGUCGGACGAUGAAGAAGAUGGUCUUUCGAUAUACUCGAGUAGACCUCAUUCUAUUAUCACAGCACAAGAAGCACACGAACAAUCUCCUUUACUGCACAAGAUAUCCACUAACCAUAGUAUCAUGACAGUAGCCGAUAGUUAUCACACCUCACCCAAAAAGUCAACCUUUAUGCAAAGUGUAUUCAAUUCCAUCAAUAUUCUCUUGGGUGUAGGCAUUCUUGCCUUGCCUUUAGGAUUCAAGAGCGCAGGAUGGGUCAUUGGUCUGGGCAUCUUUGUCUUUUGCUUCUGUUUGACCAAUUACACGGCAAAAAUACUGAUCAAAUGCUUAGAUCUGAACCCAGAAGCAAAGACAUAUGGUGAUAUUGGUGCAUAUACCUUUGGCAUGCGUGGACGUGUAUUCAUUUCGAUUCUUUUCCUAACAGAACUCAUCACGUGCAGCAUUGCGCUUGUCGUAUUACUCACAGAUGGCAUUGCUUCUCUAUUUCCUGGUUAUGACAUGGUCUGGUUGCGCUUGGUUAGUUUUAUCAUCCUAACACCUACCUUGCUCUUGCCUGUGCGAUAUCUGUCUUAUACCAGCCUGCUUGGCAUUCUCAGUGUGUUUAGUCUGUUGCUUGUUAUUCUCUAUGAUGGCUUUACAAAGGCAGAUGCACCUGGAAGUUUAAGAGAACCAGCGGAUACAUCCAUUUUACCAAACAAUUGGUUUGAUGUACCACUUAGCUUUGGGUUGAUCAUGGCAGGGUUUGCAGGACAUGCUGUGUUCCCAACUAUCUAUCAUGAUAUGGACCAUCCAAAAGAGUAUAGAAAGAUGGUAAAUGUGACCUAUCUGACGACAUCCAUCAUCUAUCUCACAGUGGCAGCUGCUGGCUACAUCAUGUUUGGAUCUAGCACGAUGCAAGAGAUUACACAAAACUUGAUGGCCAUACCGCAAUAUAACCAAGCCAUCAACCGACUCGCCGUUUACCUUGUCGCUCUCAACCCCAUCGCCAAAUACGGACUGACACUCAACCCCGUCAUCUUGACUUGGCAAACGUGUCUACCUCGUCGCUUGGGUAAAUUGAUCAGCAUUAUCUUGACGACCAUCACCAUGGUGAUUUUGGUAUCAUUGCUACCCAACUUUGACCAGGUCAUAUCUCUUCUCGGCGCCUUCUUCUCCUUCUUUAUCUCUGGUAUCUUCCCUCUUGUCUGCCAUAUCAAACUGUUUAGACACACCAUGACCAAAACAGAACUCUUGAUCAAUAUCUUUUUGUUAUUUGUUGCUUCCUUUAUGGCUCUUUCGGGCACUAUUAAAAGUUUUAUUAAAUAAAAUUUUAAUAUUUUUUUCUUUUCUGCUUGAC